Molecule: messenger RNA, 1201 nt
Organism: Arachis ipaensis
Lineage: Eukaryota; Viridiplantae; Streptophyta; Magnoliopsida; Fabales; Fabaceae
Product: dof zinc finger protein DOF5.4
Biological process (GO): regulation of DNA-templated transcription
Molecular function (GO): DNA binding; DNA-binding transcription factor activity
Source: RefSeq, a predicted model, not a curated record
UUUUCCAACGCCCAAAUGCAGGAGAUACAUUCAAUGGGAGGCACCAGGUUCUUCGGCGCCGCUGCUGACAGGAGGCUCAGGCCACACCACCACCACCCUCACCAGAACACCGCCACCAACUGCCACCAGCAGCAAGCACUUAAAUGUCCCCGUUGUGAUUCACUCAACACCAAGUUCUGUUACUACAACAACUACAACCUCUCCCAGCCACGCCACUUCUGCAAGAACUGCCGCCGCUACUGGACCAAAGGCGGCGUCCUCCGCAACGUCCCUGUCGGUGGCGGUUGCCGCAAGUCCAAGCGUUCCAACGACAACAAGACCGCCAAAACCAGCAAAAAUAAUAAUAGUAAUAAUAAUAGCGCCACCGCAACUUCCUCCGCGGAAACGCCGCCGCAAACGACGUCGUCUCAGGCUCCACCGACGGACCAGAACUCCAAUUCUCACUCCAGCAGUGAGAGCUCUAACCUCACCGCGGCGGCGGCGGCGGCGACCAUCGGCACGACGGAGCUUAACUCUGAUUCUUCCAAGUUGUUGAUCCACGAGAAUAACAACAACAACGCUUCCUCGAACCCUAAUUUGGAGAGCGGUAUUUUCUCUGAGAUAGGGACGCUGACGAGCUUGAUGGUUUCUUCCUCUUCGAACAACGAUGCAUUGGCGUUUGGAUUUGGAGGUGGUGGUGUUGUUCCUGAUGCGACGUCGUUUCAGUGGCAUCAGCAGCAGAAGUUGCCGGAGAAUCUGAACGGUAGUGGUGGGAGCUUGCUGGAUCAUCAUGGACACGGUAGUACUGUAACCGUUGAUUUGUCGGCACUUCCGAGCAAGACGGGAAACGGUGGAUUUGGACCGUUGGAUUGGCAAGCUGGUGUGGAUCAAGGUUUGUUUGAUCUCCCCAACUCCGUUGAUCAUGCUUACUGGAGUCAAACUCAAUGGCCUGAUCACGAUAAUUCUAAUCUCUUUCAUCUCCCCUGAGAAUGCCUAAACAAAUUAAAUAUCCUCUCAAAAUCUCACCUCUUUUUUUUUUAAUUUUAUUUUUAAAUAUAACUCUUAUUUUUAUAACGUGCAAAGUAAAUUUGGAAUCAAAACUAAAGUUAGAAGAAAUUGAAAAGAAUGAAAGAAGAUGGAAGGGGUUCGUAUAAUUAAUCAUCUGAUGUAUAUUUUUUUUUCCUUUUUUAAUUUGGGAGGUGAUUGGGCUUGAUUUUAGUUA